Molecule: messenger RNA, 922 nt
Organism: Rosa rugosa (rugosa rose)
Lineage: Eukaryota; Viridiplantae; Streptophyta; Magnoliopsida; Rosales; Rosaceae
Product: photosystem I reaction center subunit III, chloroplastic
Exons: 1
Coding region: 140-817 (225 amino acids)
Biological process (GO): photosynthesis
Cellular component (GO): chloroplast thylakoid membrane; photosystem I; photosystem I reaction center
Source: RefSeq, a predicted model, not a curated record
CUUCUGCUCCAAGAAUCUAAAAACCUGUCCUCCACACUCUCCCUUUCAGAUCUUCGUCUCCUUCCUCUUCUCUACUCUUCAUUACAAUCCCCACAAACACAAAACACAACCCAAUACUAGGGGGAGGAAGUAAAUCAAGAUGGCUCUCACUAUUCCCACAAACCUCUCAAAAUCCAUGUUGAAACCUAAGCUCAGCUCUCCCCUGGCCCUAAAGCCAAGGACCAUGGUCACUGUGUGCUCAGCCACCCCAAACCCAGAGAAAAUAUCCACUGCUUCAGUAAUGAAGACUUUCUCUGCUGCACUAGCACUCUCCUCCAUCAUCUUGGGCGCAGCUCCCAUCCCAGCCAUGGCUGACAUCUCAGGCCUAACCCCAUGCAAAGACUCCAAGCAGUUCGCCAAGCGCGAGAAGCAAUCGAUCAAGAAGCUUGAGUCCUCAUUGAAGCUGUACGCACCGGACAGCGCACCUGCCUUGGCCAUCAAUGCAACAAUAGAGAAGACCAAGAGAAGGUUUGACAACUACGGCAAGCAGGGUUUGCUCUGUGGGUCUGAUGGGCUUCCCCAUUUGAUUGUGAGCGGUGACCAGAGGCACUGGGGUGAGUUCAUCACUCCCGGGAUUCUGUUCCUUUACAUUGCUGGGUGGAUCGGGUGGGUUGGAAGGAGCUACUUGAUUGCCAUUAGGGAUGAUAAGAAGCCAACACAGAAGGAGAUCAUCAUUGAUGUGCCUUUGGCUACUGGCUUGGUUUUCAGAGGCUUCAGUUGGCCCAUUGCUGCUUACAGAGAGUUGUUGAAUGGUGAACUCAUUGCCAAGGACGUGUAAACUUAGAUUUUCAGGUCAUUUUGUGUUUAUUUGUUUUAAUUUCUUGUAUAAUAUGUAAAACUUACAUGGAUUAUGUGUAUGAAAUGCUUGUGUUCGAAACUGAUC